AGAGGGGGAGGAGAGAUGGCCUCAAGGAGAAGUGGUUUCGUUUUCCGGUUGGUCCCAGCCCUCCCAACCCCCUCUCUCUGUGAGGCAGUGGUUUGUUCCAGCUCGCUCUGGGCUCUGUUGUUGUGCAGAGCUGCAGAAGGCCUGCUAGAGCCAGCUACUGCUGUUACAGAUAGACAGAGAGAGAGAGACAGAGAGAGAGACAGAGAGAGAGAGAGAGAGAGAGAGAGACAGAGAGAGAGAAACACACAGAGAGAGACAGAGAGAGAGAGACACACAGAGAGAGAGACACAGAGAGAGAGAGACACUAAGAGACCGAGAGAGACAGAGACAAGGAGGAGGAGAGAGACAGACACACCGGAUUGAGACUGGGAGCUUGUGUGUUCAUUUCAUCACCCAUUUAAGAACCAACCAAGGAAGACAGAGGACGGCAGGAAGGAGAUUGAAAAAACGUCAGCCUCUGAAAAAGCGAAAGUGAGAGAGGAAGGAAGGAAGGGAGGAAGGAAGGAAGCGGGGUCUGAGGAGGGGUGUCUGACAUCGCUCGUCUCGCUUGACAGGCAGCAAGAUUUCUGCUUAGCCAGCCCACAUCUGCUUUUUUUUCCUUCUCCUCUUUCUUGGAGCGUUGUCCUCCAUCCUUUCUUCUCCUCUGAGCAAGAGGGAAAGAGAGAGAGGAGGAGGAGGAGGGGAGGCAGCCCUCCCUCCCCCUUACACAGAUACACAGCACAGAACGAAAGGAGAGAGGACGAAGCAGAGGAAACAGAGAGCCCGUUUUGUCGUUCCUUCCGUCUCUGUCGUCCCUCGGCGAGCGAGCGGCUAACAGGCACCGCUCAUGUCCGUGAACUCUGAGAAAUCCUCGUCCCCCGAAAGGCCUGAGACCCAGCAAAAAGCCCCAGUGUCUGCCCCCCCUCUCCCGCCGCCACCUCCACCCCCUCCUGAGCCGGCUGUCCCCCCAGAGCCAGAGGAGGAGAUCCUAGGCUCUGACGAUGAGGAGCAGGAGGACCCCGCAGACUACUGCAAAGGUGGAUACCAUCCGGUGAAGAUAGGGGACUUGUUCAACGGGAGGUACCACGUAAUACGCAAGCUGGGCUGGGGUCACUUCUCCACCGUGUGGUUGUGCUGGGACAUCCAGGUGAAGAACUUUGUGGCGAUGAAGGUGGUGAAGAGUGCUCAGCAUUACACAGAGACAGCCCUAGAUGAGAUCAAACUGCUCAGAUGUGUGAGAGAGAGUGACCCCUCUGACCAAAACAAAGAAAUGGUGGUUCAGCUGAUAGACGACUUCAAGAUCUCUGGAAUCAACGGAAUACAUGUGUGUAUGGUGUUUGAGGUUCUGGGGCACCAUCUUCUAAAAUGGAUCAUCAAGUCCAACUACCAGGGCCUUCCUCUACCCUGUGUCAAGAGUAUUAUCAAACAGGUUCUGCAGGGCUUGGACUACCUCCACAGCAAGUGUAAGAUUGUCCACACGGACAUCAAGCCGGAGAACAUCCUGAUGUGUGUGGACGAUGCGUUUGUCCGCCGCAUGGCCGUGGAGGCCACAGAGUGGCAGAAGGCCGGGGCACCCCCGCCCUCUGGAUCAGCAGUCAGCACAGCACCACAGGUCAAAUCGGUGGGGAAGAUCUCGAAGAACAAGAAGAAGAAGCUGAAGAAGAAGCAGAAACGUCAGACCGAGCUGUUGGAGAGACGCAUGCUGGAGAUCGAGGCCCUGGAGAAAGAGGCUGAUAAACAGAGGGCCACAGAGGGCCCCGAAGGUGAAGGGUUGCCCCACUCCCCAAAACACACACCCCGCAACGCGGCACUGGGACCCGCCGUCGCACUGGGUGAGAGCGAUGACGACGAUGAUGACGAUGAAGAGGAUGGAGACGAGGAGGAGGAAGGAGAGGCGGAGAGGGAGAGGCCCACCAGGCUAACCAAUCACACCUGUGCUGCCCUGCCCCAGGAGCAGUCAGAGGUUCCCCCGACGCCAGAGGCAGCAGCAGAGCCGGAGGGGGAGCCCACCCCCAGCCCUGCUCCAGAGACAGAGACACAGACCCCCAUACCCACCCCCACCACACCUGGGGAUGGCAACACAGCCAAUCCAGAGAGCGAGGCGGAGGAGGAGGACGAGAAGGAGGAUUGGAAAGAGGCCGUAAAGGAAGAGGAGGAAGAGGAUGGGGAAGAUGACGAAGAGGAUGAAGAGGACUUGGUUACAGCUCCGUCCGAGCCACCGCCGGCGGUAGAGAAAGAGGAGAAGGAGAGGAGGACAGAGGAGGAGGAGAAGAGUGAGGAGACCAAGGAGCAGGAAACGGACAAAGAGGAAGAGGACGAUGACGAUGAUGAUGACGAUGAUGAUGAUGAAGAAGACGAUGACGCCGAUGAAACAGAGACGGGCGCUAACGACCUCAGCGACUCCAUCUCCACCGCCACGGGCCAGAACAACAACACCCCCAAAACCAACGGCCACAUCCUACUGGGGGGUGAGGAGAGGGAGAGGGAGAGAGGUCCCAGAGCCAACCAUCCAGUCCCUACCUCCUCCCCCAUCCAUCUGCACUGCCCCCUGGUGGAGUCAGAGUUCAGCUGCACGGACAGGGACCAAAGCUCCCUCAGCUCCUUCUAUGAGCUCUUCAACGGCGAGGUGGUUACGCCAGGCCUGACCAACGGGGCGCAGCGCCACAGGGGCACGGCGCCACGCUUCCCCGAGUUGCCGCUGGACCCCGACCCGGGAAUCCCCGUCACAGUGGGCGGAGCUGGUCACACAGGGGGUGCGACCUCCCCUCACAGCCCCACUGCAGACCGCAGCCGUACUGUGUCGUUGUCUAGCACCGGGGACAUGCCUAAAGAUGAUGUGGUUCUAGCCAAGGCCAAAGCAGCAGACCUGCUGGUUAACCCCCUGGACCCCCGCAACGCUGACACACUCCGAGUCAAGAUAGCUGACCUGGGCAACGCCUGCUGGGUGCACAAGCACUUCACAGAGGACAUCCAGACCAGACAGUACCGCUCCAUAGAGGUCCUGAUAGGAGCUGGCUACAGCACUCCUGCUGACAUUUGGAGCACCGCCUGCAUGGCGUUUGAGCUGGCUACAGGAGACUACCUGUUUGAGCCCCACUCUGGGGAGGACUACUCCCGGGAUGAGGACCAUAUAGCCCACAUCAUUGAGCUGCUGGGCGUUAUUCCACGGCACUUUGCGCUCUCCGGAAAAUAUUCCCGGGAGUUCUUCAACCGAAGAGAUCACAUCGCUCUGAUCACGGAGCUUCUGGGGAAGGUUCCACGCAAAGUGGUCGCCGCCGGGAAGUACAGCCGAGAGUUUUUCUCCAAGAAAGGUGAGCUGAGGCACAUCACCAAGCUGAAGCCCUGGUCCCUGUUUGAUGUGUUGGUGGAGAAGUACGGCUGGGCCCCUGAGGACGCCGGCCACUUCACCCACUUCCUGCUGCCCAUGCUGGAGAUGGUCCCCGAAAAGAGGGCCUCGGCUGGGGACUGCCUCAGCCACCCCUGGCUCAACUCGUAGCGACACCAGCCCCCCCCUAGUGGCAGCCUCCACACACUGCUCAAAGCUAGGCACUCAAGACUGGAGCGAGAGGGAGAGGAGGGAGGAGGAGAGGGAAAUGGGAGACUUUCUCGGGUCCUGCCCUGCCUCGCCCUGAGCCCUCCACACACACACACACACACACACACACACACACACACACACACACACACACACACACACACACACACACACACACACACACACACACACACACACACACACACACACACACACACACACACACACACACAUGCAAAACAAACACCCACAGAGCCUCAGCAGGUAGAAACCACAAGGCUGUCAUAGACCAGAUAGAGAAAAGCUGCUCCUCUGCGGUCAUCCCCAUAAGUCCCAUACAACCCCUCACAGGAGGAAUAGAGCGGCCCAGGAAUGGAGUUGAACGGCGUCAAACUUCCACGAUUCUAGACAGGUAGGACAGAGAUCCCUGCACAACAUUGGGAGCAGCCAUGGUCAGGACUGUGUCUUCCAAGACAUAUCCUACUUAGAAAGACCAUGCAGUCUGAACAGAAACUAACCCGCUCAUAUGAAUAGGUUCUCUGCAAUGUCCUGAGCAGUCUUAUCCUGAACCUAGACCUGUCCUCCACCCUGGGUUUCCUAUUGGAAGUCAAUUAGCACCUCUAUCAGAAUGCUGACUGUGUGAUAGCUCCAUCUGCCUGACCUUACAACAGCACGGCCUAAACCUGCUGAGGCAGAAGUGUGUGUAUGUGUGUGUGUGUCAUUAGUCUGGGUCUGCACUGCACAAUCUGUAGGUGUGCAUGUACGUCCCUCUCCUACAAAGGCGCAACAAGACUUCCAGAUUAGGAGUCGGCCCUUCACCCUACUCCUCCUCUCAUCCCUCUCCAGCCACUGCCCCCUCCCUCACUCUGUAGGAGUACUGUGCCCCCCCCCCUUCCCUGUCCAGGACUGAAGCAGUGUUGUUGAACUGUUUACAUCCCCCCCAAAGCCCCAGUCCCCUGCCCUGUUCAGCCACCCAGCCAACAACACAGCUCCAGUCCCAUCCCCGGCCACCAGGGUGCCCCAGAACUGAACUGCUACCACACAGACAGACAUACAGGCAGACAGGGCAUGGAACAAACAAAGAUCCUAAAGACUGAUGCUCGAUGAACCGGACUGCUUGAUCUGUAAAGAGUUUAACUGUCGUGAAAAGGAGUGAAGUGUACGGAGAGGCUGAUUGACAGGAAGGGAUGUUGAUGGUAAUGAUGGACGAGUUGUACAUUUCAUUGGUUUGUUGUUUUAGUUUUCUUCCUGUCUUUUUAUUUCAAAAGCGAAAGGAGUCACUUGCGUUUACCUUUUUGGUGCCCUGUGUGAGGUUAUCCAAGUUCCCUUGUUUCCUUUUUCGAAUCCUUCCUCCCUUUGACAUUCCUGAUUCAGUCACACCAUUCCUGACCUCUUUUCGUCUUUAUCCUUAAAACAAGAACAAUCCUUAUGAGUCCAUGUGGCGUGGCACGUUUACCAGAUAUGAUUAUUCCCCCUUGUAACCUACAGAGGAAACCCUCAAACUUGAUCCUGAGCUUCUCCAGAAGGGGUUAGUCAAAUGGAGGUUGCACUUGUCUUUGUAGAUGUUGUUCAGGGAUAUAUCUUUGUACAUAACUCUGAGAUCCGGCUCUGGAGAUAAGACCGACGUACAGAAUUGGAAAAAAAACACAUGCAUCAUUCCUAAAAGAGGCUGUCACAUGGACAUGGAUCUGUCCUCCAGAGCAGACAGUGGCGAGAGGCUGAGCCAUUCUGGAGGCCACCAGAAUAUCGAACUGUGCCACUCUGUGGCUGAUGAGGGUACUGUGUUCCUGCACACUGCAGCGCCUCUCAGUGCCAAUGCUCCUACGUUCCACUCCACUUCUCUCUCUCACACUCAUCACAAUUAGUCCAGUUGCCUAUUUUUCGCAAUAAAAUAAAAAUGAGUAUAAGUAAAUGGUGAGAUAUUUUUUAAAAUAUUUAAUUAAUUUAAAGAAGAAAAAAAAAGAUACAAAAAUUAUCUGGUUGUUGUGAAAGUGACCGAAUCUCGUCCUAUUGAGGUGAUUGUGUUUGUCUGUUUUAGAGAUGUUAUUUCUUUUGUAAUUAUUAUUGUUAUAUUAUUAUUACUGUAAUUAAUCUGAUUCGUUAUUUUUUACUCAGUUGUCACCUCUUCCUUCCCUCUUACAUGAACAGGGCUGCUCUGUUUGGACUUGUGACGGUGAUGAAAUUUAUCAAACAUUUUUGCAAUAAUAGUAAAUUAUUAUUUUUUUGCACCAAAAGCUCCUGAUCUCACUCUCAGCCAUGCUGACUGUUCUUCCUGACAUCGACAGAAUCGUGUCUCUUUUCUGUGUUUUUCAUUGACAGAUUUAAUAAAAUUGUAAAUUAA
This is a messenger RNA of Salvelinus fontinalis (brook trout), 5855 nucleotides long. Its product is annotated as SRSF protein kinase 2-like. NCBI's taxonomy places the organism in Eukaryota, Metazoa, Chordata, Actinopteri, Salmoniformes, Salmonidae. The record is from RefSeq and is a predicted model, not a curated record. The coding region runs from base 827 to 3475 and encodes 882 amino acids. Gene Ontology annotation, biological process: regulation of mRNA processing; spliceosomal complex assembly; protein phosphorylation. Gene Ontology annotation, molecular function: protein kinase activity; ATP binding. The transcript is spliced from 16 exons.